AUGUCCAGUGAUAGUGAUGAUAGUACUACUAGCAAGGUUUGUCCUAGCAAAAAGUUGAAAUCCGGACAUAAGAAACAGAAAUUUCGGCGGGAAUGGCUUAAAAAUCCAGAUUACCAAGCAUGGUUGCGACCAGUAGAAGAUAAUUAUAAAGCUAAAUGUGUUCUUUGUAGCAAGGAGUUUGUUUCAGAGUUAAGCAAUGUUAAGAAACACUUAACUUCAAACAACCAUAAAAAAUUAUCAAACAUAAAGCAAAGUACAAGCUCUUUGUACAAUUUUGCUAGUUCCUCAAACUCAACGACUGACGAUGUUAAUGUUAAAGAGGCCGAAAUAAUGCUUAGCGCUUUUUUUGCGGAACACAACAUUUCUUUCCGUGUAAUGGACCACCUAACACCUUUACUUCAAAAGAUGUUUCCAGACUCAAAAAUUGCUAUUAAAUUAGCUCUUAAAAGAACAAAGACCAAAAAUAUUAUAACAAAUGUUAUUGGUGAUAGCUAUAAAGAUAAUCUUACAAAUAUCUUAAAACAAAGGAAGUUUAGUGUUUUAAUAGAUGAGUCAACAGACAUUGCUGUGACUAAAACAGCAUGUAUUGUUGUGAAAUAUUUUGAUCCAAAUGAAAACAGAGUUUGUACAUCUCUGUGGGAAUAUAUCCCCACGUUUGAGGAAAAUAAAGACUCUAGAGGUCAAGGCACUGCAGAACAUUUGUACAAUUUAGUUAUAAAUACCUUUGUACAGAGAAAGGUUCCUUUAUGCAAUAUUGUUGGCUUUGCAUCUGAUGGAUGCAACAUGAUGAUGGGUCGAUACAACUCUGUUGCUUCUAGAUUUAGAGAGCAGUGCCCAGGAAUAGUAAUUUUUAAAUGUAUAUGUCACUCUUUACACAUAUGCUGCAGUCAGGCAUGUAAAAAUUUGCCAAGAACGUGCGAGGAUUUGGCGCGUAAUGUGUAUACAUUUUUUAAUGCAAGCUCUAAAAGGCAGUUUGAGUACAAAGAGUUUCAGAAGUUUGCUGAAGUGGAAAUUCAUAAAAUAUUGCAUCCCUCGCAGACGCGGUGGCUCUCAUUGGGGCAAGUAGUCACUAGAAUUCUGGAACAAUGGCCAGCAUUACAACUAUUCUUCAACAAAAAAUACUUGGAAGAGCGACUUUUAGCUGCAGAACAAAUUCAUUCAAGUCUAAAUGAUCCUUUUAUUAAAAUGUACUCUUUUGAAUCCAUUGAUGAAACGCGUCUCAAGUGCUGUAAAGAAGAGCUAACCUCCAAACUCCCACCUCCCGGGCAAAGUGUACAGGAACUUGCUGUCUUAAAGCAGGAAAACAUGUGUUUGCGUAAACUUCUUGAAAAAAGUGAACGUGAAUGUAAACUGCUGAAUAGCAACAACAAACUUUUGUGUGAAAACAAAGCUUUACUAGAAGAAAAGUUGGUUUCCCUACAAAGCAAAUCAAUUGGAAUCGAUAUCAAUCAAAUUAAGAAACCUGAAAGAAAAACAAGUACUUCUGCUAUCGCGCAACAGAUGCCGCCUACGUCUACGUUAAUUAAUAAAAAUAAAUAA
Molecule: messenger RNA, 1539 nt
Organism: Brassicogethes aeneus
Lineage: Eukaryota; Metazoa; Arthropoda; Insecta; Coleoptera; Nitidulidae
Source: the annotation of a GenBank genome assembly